This is a messenger RNA of Podarcis raffonei (Aeolian wall lizard), 2597 nucleotides long. RefSeq names its product phosphorylated CTD interacting factor 1 (gene PCIF1). Gene Ontology annotation, cellular component: nucleus. NCBI's taxonomy places the organism in Eukaryota, Metazoa, Chordata, Lepidosauria, Squamata, Lacertidae. The coding region runs from base 98 to 2284 and encodes 728 amino acids. The transcript has 16 exons. Gene Ontology annotation, molecular function: RNA polymerase II C-terminal domain binding; mRNA (2'-O-methyladenosine-N6-)-methyltransferase activity. The record is from RefSeq and is a predicted model, not a curated record.
CCUCCUCCGGCAGCAGCCCAGGAUCGUCGCCCUCGCCCUCGCCGCCGCCGCAGCUUCUGGUUCCUGGCGGAGGCCGCCCCCUUGCAAAUGGUGAGAAAUGGCCCAUGAGAACCACGGCAGCUCUGGGGAAGAAGCUGCUCUGAUGAGCCACUCGCCCAGCACCUCCCACCAGAACCAGCCCAGCUCCCCCAAACCUGUCCGGCAGGUCCAGGAUUUGCCAGAUGAGCUGGUGCAGGCCGGCUGGGAGAAGUGCUGGAGCAAGCGGGAGAGCCGCCCCUACUACUUCAACCGCUUCACCAACCAGUCGCUCUGGGAGAUGCCGCUUUUGGGGCAGCACGACGUCAUUUCUGACCCUCUGGGCCUGAACGCCACCCCGAUGCCUGCAGAAGGGGCAGUUGGCGAUGCGGCUGCUGCAGCUACUGCUGCCGCUGCUGCUGCUGCCGCCGCCGCCGCCGCUGCUGCUGCCGCCACUUCUGAAAACAAGAUGCGAAAGCGGAGACUCUCUGAGGAGGUUCAGCCCAGCGGCAACAGCGUGAAGAAGCCCAAGGUGGAUGUCCCGGCAAACGCCCCUACUCAGCCAACACCCAACUCCUCCAACGCCCCUGGGGCGGCUCUGCUGAAGAUGUUUGGUGUCUCUCCUGAAGACAAGCAGGCGGCUCUUUUGCGACCCACCGAAGUGUACUGGGACUUGGACAUCCAGACCAACGCCGUGAUCAAGCAGAGGGCGCCCUCGGAGGUGCUGAGCCCCCACCCGGAAGUGGAGCUUCUCCGGUCCCAGCUGAUGCUGAAGCUGCGCCAGCAUUACCGGGAGCUCUGCCAGCAGCGAGAGGGGAUCGAACCUCCGCGGGAAUCCUUCAACCGCUGGAUGCUGGAGCGGAAAGUGGUGGACAGAGGGACGGAUCCUUUGCUGCCGAGCAACUGUGAACCGGUCGUGUCUCCUUCCAUGUUCAGAGAAAUCAUGAAUGACAUUCCCAUCAGAUUGUCCCGCAUCAAGUUCCGGGAGGAAGCCAAGCGGCUGCUCUUCAAAUACGCUGAGGCUGCAAAGAGGCUCAUUGAGUCCAGGAGUGCCUCCCCAGACAGCAGGAAGGUGGUGAAGUGGAACGUGGAGGACACCUUCAGCUGGCUGCGACGGGACCACUCCGCCUCAAAGGAAGACUACAUGGACCGCCUGGAGCACCUGCGCAAGCAAUGUGGGCCCCACGUGUCGGCAGCAGCCAAGGACUCUGUGGAGGGCAUUUGCAGUAAGAUCUACCACAUCUCUCUGGAGUACGUCAAGCGCAUUCGUGAGAAGCACCUGGCCAUCCUCAAGGAGCACAACAUCUCUGCGGAGGCAGAGACUCCAGAGGUGCAGGACCGGCUUGUCUACUGCUACCCGGUGAGGCUGGCCGCCCCUUCCCCCCCGCUGCCAAACGUGGAGAUCCACGUGGAGAACAACGUGGUGUGCGUCCGCUACAAGGGAGAGAUGGUGAAAGUCAGCCGCAGCUACUUCAGCAAGCUGUGGCUGCUUUAUCGGUACAGCUGCAUCGACGACUCGGCCUUUGAGCGCUUCCUGCCGAGAGUGUGGUGCCUCCUCCGCAGGUACCAGAUGAUGUUUGGCACCGGGCUCUACGAGGGGACCGGCCUGCAGGGGGCGCUCCCGGUGCACAUCUUCGAAGCCCUGCACAAGCUCUUUGGCGUGAGCUUUGAGUGCUUUGCCUCCCCCUUGAACUGCUACUUCAAGCAGUACUGCUCGGCCUUUCUGGACACAGAUGGCUACUUCGGCUCGAGGGGUCCCUGCCUGGAUUUCUUCCCCAUCAGUGGCUCGUUUGAGGCAAACCCUCCAUUCUGUGAGGAGCUGAUGGAUGCCAUGGUGUCCCACUUUGAGAAGCUGCUGGAGGCCUCCAAUGAGCCCCUGUCCUUCAUCGUCUUCAUCCCAGAGUGGCGGGAUCCUCCCACGCCGGCCCUCACCCGCAUGGAGCAGAGCCGGUUCAAGCGCCACCAGCUCAUCCUGCCCGCCUUCGACCACGAGUAUCGCAGCGGCUCCCAGCAUGUCUGCAAAAAGGAGGAGAUGUACUACAAAGCUGUGCACAACACCGCUGUCCUCUUCCUGCAAAACAACUCCGGCUUCGCCAAGUGGGAGCCCAACGCCGAGAGACUGCAGGAGCUCGUCACGGCCUAUAAGCACUCGGGGCGGACCCUGGCUUCAUCUGCCUCCUCCUCCUCCUCGUCUUCCUCUUCAGCUUCAGAGAAGGAGCGAGAGACAGUUCAGGACCAGAGCACCAGCCGGGAGACCACCCCGAACUAGCGCACUCCUGGCUAGGCUGACGGGCAGCGGCGGUGGGAGAGGACUCUGCUCCCAAGGGAGGGGAGGGGGCUGGCCCCACAGUGCUGGAGGCGGGGAUCAGCUCCUCCGCAACGUCUGGCUUCCUCUCCAGCCCCUCAGGCCCUUCCUCCUCCCUCCCUGGGGGGCGUUCCCCCGCCCCCGUAUGCUCCACGCAGCGGCAGGACCGGCUCCUGGCCUCCUUGAGGUGUGCUGGGCGAGGAGGUGCCUGCCGCCCACGUCGUAGCUCCCCCACGGAUCCCACAGGGCAGGUGGGACGGACAGCGGGGUGAGGGUC